AUGAUUAACCUUCAAGUGCAUCAACUGCGAAGCCCCAGCGAAGUGGACCACUGCGAGUCCGGAAACCUGCUGAAAGAAAAGAGCUUAGAAUUUGUCCUAGUGAAAAAUAUAAAUCUUAGCAUAUACACAUAUGACAGGAACAGAAAAAAAAAUGAUCUUAUAUACGAGACAAAGCUAAAUGCACCAGUUGUGAAGCUCGUAAUAUUGAAGGGUGUCUUUGUGAGAAAAAAUAAGGAACGAAUAAGUGGCGUCCUGCUUGUAUACAAGGGUAUGCAUUUCAUCCUGUACAGAUUUAACCGUCACUUGAAUACCCUCGUUGUGGUGUUAAAGCACAGUUUUGUAAAGAAGGCAAAUUUUCAGCCUCUUUUUUACUCCUUGCCUUUGGCUGUUAAUUACCUGCACAGGUAUGACAAGGGGGGAGGCAGCGCCGCAGGGAGGAAAAUCCGCAUCGUCGGAAGGAAACCCAUCACGGGCAUCAACAGGAGAAGGAGAUUCAGAUUCUCUUCCAAACGAUUAAAAGGGUGUAUGCCUGGGUUGCACCCACGACUGCGACAAGGAGGGGGACUCUCCGGUGAAGAAGAAGUGCCCACGAAAAAGAGAAAGGGGAGAGGUAUAAGGAGGAAGGCAACUCUUGUUGGAGGAGACCACAGUGACCCCCCAAAAUGGGAUCUGAACUCACAAAACGUUGUUGACGACGAUGUGUAUGUGAACCUUUACGGUGAUAUGGACAGAGGUGGUGACAACGUGCAAGACCCUUUUUGGUUAGAUCGACCCUUUCCACAGGAGGACAUGAACAUUGGGAGUGCCCAUCAGCAGCCGUUCCGAAUUAUACAAAACGUACAGAUGAAAAGGAAGAAGCAAAGUUCGAACUUUUGUGAAUUUAUUAUUUCCUUCUCGAAUGACUUCAAAACAAUUUACAUCCUUUUCUACUCAUCGAGGAGAAGAAGGAAAAAAAAAAAUGGUCUGGACCCGACUUGUGCCGGAGAGGUGAAGACAACCUACUUUGGGAAGGGCCUCUACUUAUUUAACAUGGUCAAAGUUAGCCUGCAGGACCUUUAUAGGCACUUCAUUUUUAUUAAAAAGAUUUUCUUCCAUGGGGGGAACAUUCACGUCUUGUUGCAGAACGAACCGAUCAACGUGGGUAACGCCACGGUGGAAGAGCUGAACCUGAAGCUCCUAGUUCUACGACAAGAGGAUCACAAGUUUGACGCGAACAAGCUGAUGAAGGCAUUUCCAAACGAUACAAUAGACCUCCUGCGGGUGAAGGACUUGCUCAUAUGUCUUUGUCAGGACUACCUGUACGUUCUGAACAUACGCAAAAACCAAAGAGUAAUUUAUUUUUUUAAAAAAAGUUGCUACACGAAUGGGGUUCUUCAUUUGCAGAAGAAAGAAACUCUUUUUUGUGACUGCACAGAUUUGAAUGUGCGUUUUAAAGAGAGUAGUAGUAACAUGUGCCACAGGAAGGGGAAGCUUUUUAUCCUUACCCGGAGAUGUGUCCUGGAAGGGACUCUGUCGAGGGACCACAACAACUUGGUGAAGCUCAUAAAGUGGAGGAAGGUUUAUACGUUCAAGUAUGACUUAGCCAAGUCCUCUCUUUGUUUCUUUGGAGGCAGGGUCCAUUUCGUAUGCUGCUACAAUGGGCUGUGCGGCAGAGCCGACGUGGAUUUGCUCGUCAGGGGGCGUGGGGGGCGCAGUCUGGCAAGGCGUGUCAGAGGUGGGCGCGCGGGAGUGUCUUCGCGGAAGAGAAAGGCAGCCCUCCCGUCGUACCCAGCCAAGAGGGAGAAAUUGCUCAAAGGGGAGGAGCGUGCUGGGGGACACCCCACGGGGGAAUCGCCACGGGAUGUGGACGUAGCACACGAUGUGGACCUGGUGCCUGCCAGUGGGGAUUCCCCCAAUGCACCUCCCCCUGUUGCAACCCCGCGUGGAGACCCGGCGAGAGCGACCAGGAGGGUGCGGCCAAAUGACAACUUCCUAAUGGACCUCCUGAUCUACCUAAACAAAAACCCAAUGGUCAACGAACACACGAAAGGACUCAACCACACCAAGUAUGAUUACCUAUUUCAUAAAUAUAAAAAAAAAAUAAAAAUUCUCGAAGGUAAUUUUUCCUUAAUAAAUGCCCAGGGGGGAAUCGAGUACGUCCCUUCCCUGUUUAUACUUAAGAGGAGGAAGAACAGGAGAGAAAAAAUAAGAAGCUCUCUUGGGCUAGGAAAUGUGAGUCAUAAGAAAAUAAUAACCAUAGUGGACAAAAUACCAGCCAAGGGGAUGUUAACAGAUUUAAUUAAGUCCAAUGAAGAACCCAGCUUGGUAAACAGAAGCAGCUACUUCGCCCUUAUAGGGAAUAAAAAAUAUAGCAGUGUGCAAAAAAUUUUCUUUAGAGUUCCUUUCAGCACUUUGUUAAAUGUUUCCUUUGGAGGGGCGUGCACAAGGAGUGUGUGUGCCACUGAGGGGGGAACAAGGCAUCGAGCGGGUCAGUAUGUUAUGAUUAACCUUGAAGGAUGGACACGCCAGGAGGAGGCUGGUGAAGGUGGGCCUUAUAAUGAAGUGGGAGAUGGGAGAGGGUACGGUGAUCAAAAUAUUACCACUGAUGGGGGAGCAGCAGGCAAUGGACUCAUAAGGAGAAGCCUCCUCCUAUGCGUGGGCAACCUUAAUACAUGGGGACAGAAAAAAGGGACCAGGACAAAAAUGACUCUUCUGAAUGAGCACAAGGAAGGAUUAGUGGUUGAACCUACAACUAGUGGGUUGCAUGUUUCAGACGUGGGGGACAAGACUAGGGAAACUCUACUUAGCAACCAUCGCGCCAAAUUUAUUUACACGCUAAGGGGAGAGAGCGUGCAAGGGGAACCAUCUCACGAGGUGGUGGAGUUCCCUCCAACAGGAACAGCCAAGGCCAACACCUUUCGUGCUUUUUUCAGAUUCUACCCUUUUGUUCAUUACAGCAGGAGGGAUGUGAAGAGAUACCUGGAGAUGGUUUACAACCCUGGAGCGGAGCAUUCUCUUGAAGGGGGAAACGAAUGGGAUGACGAACAGGAGAGUCAACGGGACACCCCACCAGAUGCAGGCGAUAGUACCUGUUGCCACAAGCAAAAUCACAUCACAUUUGAGUUGAAACAAAAAUGCGCACAAUUUUUUUUAAUGGAGAGAAAAAAAAAUACACACUUGAAUAUGGAAGGGAAUUGCAUAGCGUUGUUACGGUUUAAGGGUUUACUAGUGCAGGUCUGCCGGGAGGAGAUCAACGUGUCUCUUUACUCCAACACGUGCAUGGUGCUUAGGAGGGUUUGUGUGCAGGACGCAGUGGUGGAAUGCAAGCUGGUGAGGAAGUUUUUAGUUCUGCGACACGAAAGCGGCAGCUGCUCUGUGUACACGUUCCACUUGGACGCAGUGACAAACUUGUUACAUCUGGUACAUGAAGUCACAUCCCUACUGAACAUGUGCGUUUUGCGCUGCCUAGAUGUGGAGAGUGGGGACGACGAAGAAAUUAACCUCCUCCGAUUUGCAACCUGUGUCAUGGAGAGAGCAGCACUGAAGGGGGGUCAAGAAGCAUCUUGCCCAUGGAAUUCCACCAACACAAUGGAGGAAAAUCUUCUCUCCCUCUUCCAAACCAACACGCCAGAUAUGUUUUGCGCCAUUUUGAACAGCAUGGGUGGUUCAGAAGUGGGAGAAAUACUCUCCUUGUACACCCGGUUGAACAACGUCCGCUGCAUCUCCACGGUUAAGAGCAAGGCCCAGAGUCUUCUCUCCUUCCUGAAUGACUCGAACUGCACGCUCCACAUUUUCCACCUCGAGAAGAAGCGCACAAUUUUUGUUAGUAACCCUUUGUUAGCCGUUCCCAAGUACGUGUACCACGCGAAAUGGGGGAAAGGUGGGAUAUGUGCGAACGGAGCGAAAGGAGAGGCGUCUGGGGGGGAAUUCCUCCUCGAGACGUACAAACUCGAAGAGGUAAUAAAUGUUCUCCUCUUCCCACUGGGCUCCAACUACAUCUUAAUCGUUUUCCUAACCGGGAGACCCAUCCUGAUAUACAAAAGUAUGCGCCAAGUGAAAAGCAUGAGCAGAUUGAAAUUCCAGGUGGUCACACACAGGUACACACAGCCGUUGCUCAGCAACGUGCAUUUUGUGAAGGACCCCAGUGGUGAAAACAUGCAAGUCGUUACCGCUUCGCGCGACAAGGCAGAAAUGAACAACGGUUUUGUCCUGUACAUAGAUGGAAGGAAGAGGGGACGGAAGAGCGGAAGGAAGAAGGCAAAGACAAAAGGGGACAAUGUUACACUUCAAACAAGUGAAAGAAAAAAAAAAAAAAAAAAAAAAAAAUUAUCAAAAUGUAUAGUAGGUUAUCCUCAUGUAAAUUUCUCCAAGGUGGACCUAAGUCACGUCAGUGGUGGUAAUCUGGAAGAGCAACUUUAUAAGAAGGUCCGGGCCUACAACGAGACCUUCCCCCCCCUACUGCUGUCCAAUUGUAGGGGCAAGCUAUUUGUUCACCGCUGCGAUGAGGAGGAACAAGUGGCAACGGAGGAGACACAACCCAAGAGUAUUAUAACGAUUGACCGUAAUGCGUUUCUCAGGGUUGACGCAAGGGGGAUUCGUAUCGUUAGUAUUGAGGAGGAGGAAAAAGUGUGUGCAGGUGGCCCACAUGGCGGCCAGGACAGCGGUCAUCACGAAUACCAAUUAAACCGCGACAUCGCGCGAGCGCUAAGUGAAGAUUGUCCCCCCCUGGAGGUGACCUGCCACCACAGCAACGUUGACAAGGUGCAAAUACACAACGAGGUGUUUCUUCUAAAAAGUCCCCUCCUCAGCAAAUUCUCCUUCAACGAUGACUUCAUCUCCAAGCUGUUUUUGUCCUACCCCUAUGUCUGCAAAAUAGCUGUGUCCCAGUUUGAGUACAUUCUGAAGAGGGGCCAAAAAAGGGGCCAAAAAGAAGACCCAAAAGAGGCAGAGAACAAGCCAACCGCAGAAAUGGAGGAAAAAACGGAGCAAGAAACGAAUCAGCCAACUGCACCUAACGAACAAAAGGAACCCCCCAACAGGGAAGACCCCACCGUACACAAAAUAACCCGCGGAAAAAUCAUCUGCGCCGUCGUUCGAGUCAAGUACAAUGAAUACCACUGCCUGAAGAAGCUACAAAAAAAAAGACUAACCAUGCAAAAGGACGAACUUCGAAAUAACGUGGCAUAUGCAGGGGAGGAAGAAGUUCAGUGCGUGCCAAAUGUGCACUUGCAGGACAGCAUUAACAAUCAGUACACGCACAAGAUGAAGGGGUUCCUCUGUACUAACGAUAAGGAGGAGGAGGACGGAGUCACAAGGAACGACGAAGAGCUUAUGCGGAAGAACAACCAACCCAUUUGCUCCGCAAAAACAAAUGCCAAGUUUAGUAAGUUACUUAUUUUACACGAGUGUGAUACAAAAAGGGUGUAUGGGUACUACACGUUUGAGCACAGUGAGGAAAUCCAUUGUGUUUCGUUCGGGUGUCUCCAUGGGAAGGAGCACAUUUACGUGAGCACUAGUUUGAAUAUUGGCGAGAGGGUCGAAACGCAGGGCAACAUUUACGUGUUUGAUUUAAGCGGAGUAUUCCCCCGCGUGGGCGACGAUCCCGUGAGGGACGCGAAGGAGGGAAAGGAAGCAGGAGAAGAAGGAGAAGCGUGCUCCCCCACUGGGAAGGGCAAAAAAGGGAAGCUGUCUGUAUACAUGAAGAAGACCUAUAACAGCUCAGUGACACAGAUUCACCCGUUCUACAUACACAGCGAGGGGUGCCCGAAUGGGGGGUUGGGUAGUGCCCUGCAGAGCAUCCUCCUCAGUCGUAGUGGAGACAUCAAGCAUUGUGCUAAGUACAGCGGACGAAGAGAGAAUGGGGAACUGCUUUCAGGAGAGGAGGAAGUGCGCAAUACGUAUGCUAGGAGCAUCGCGACAGGGAGGGCGAAUAGGAAAAGUAAAAAAAUUGACCCCAAUGUACACUGCAAUAUCGUUCACUGCAUUAACUCGAAGCUUUUUAUUCAUGAAGUGAAUGAAAAUGAUUUUACUAAAGGUGCCUUCUUGGACAAUAAUUUUUUCAUCACUGAUAUUAAGGUAGUAAAGAAUUUUUUUAUCGUAGCAGAUUUAUACAGGGGAAUAUUUAUUAACAUGUAUAAUUAUGAACACCAACACGAUAGCCGAAGCAUUAUCCCAAUAUCAACCCCUUUUUUUAGUUCCAAUUUAAACAUACUCUCUUGUCAGUACAUUGUGUUGGACUCACUCAUUUGUAUUAUCGCUGUGGAUGUCUUCAAUAACUUUUUAACUUUUUCAUUUCGCAAUUACCAAUCUGUGGACACUCUGUACAUUGUUAAUUUUUUUAAUUUUAGUAGAAGAAUACUUAAAUAUGUGAAUGCCGUUCAUCCAGGUCGGAGAUCAAACUCUGCUUUGUCCAUUUCGAACGACGGGUCUGUUCACUUAUUCCACCCACUGAGCAGUAAAUCUUUUGUUUUCUUCAAGGAGACCUACAACAUAGUUAGGAAGUCCCUCUUUCCCCACUUGGCACUGAAUGCGCAUGCAGAUUUGAGCCCAGAUGUCUUCACCCAAUCGGCCAGACUCAACCUCCACAAGAGGACAAACUCGUUUGGGAUCAAAAAUGUCCUCUUCGACGACAUGCUACGGCAACUCCCCUUUUACUCCGCCCAAGUCCUUCAAGAGUUAUUCUUCAAAAGGGCCAACCUGCUGGAGCACAUAACGAUAGGUGAGCUCCUAAUCGAGUUGAGUUGCUUGAACGAACGGUAA
This is a messenger RNA of Plasmodium fragile, 6738 nucleotides long. RefSeq lists its product as uncharacterized. NCBI's taxonomy places the organism in Eukaryota, Apicomplexa, Aconoidasida, Haemosporida, Plasmodiidae. The transcript has 4 exons. Bases 1 to 6738 code for a protein of 2245 amino acids. Gene Ontology annotation, cellular component: nucleus. Gene Ontology annotation, molecular function: nucleic acid binding; protein binding. The record is from RefSeq and is a predicted model, not a curated record.